AACGAAAGCAGAAAAAAAAACAAAAUUGAUUAAUGAUUUUAUUCAUUCGUUCACUCAUUGAUUCACUGUUUGGGUUUAAGGAAAAAUCUCCAGAACAUAAGGGCAUUUUCGUUUGAAGAUAAAUAAAUUUCACUUAAUUGUGAACAUUCAAAUACUUGAAAAAACAAGAUGCCAAAUAUUAAGUUGCAAUCAUCAGACAACGAGGUCUUCGUUGUUGAUGUUGAAAUUGCCAAAUGCUCCGUAACUAUCAAAACUAUGCUAGAAGACUUAGGCAUGGAAGAGGAUGAAGAGGAAGUUGUACCUUUACCUAAUGUCAAUUCUGCAAUACUCAAAAAAGUUAUUCAGUGGGCUACUUAUCAUAAAGACGAUCCUCCGCUACCAGAAGAUGACGAAAACAAGGAAAAGAGGACUGAUGACAUAUCAUCAUGGGAUGCUGAUUUUUUGAAAGUUGACCAAGGCACACUCUUUGAAUUAAUAUUAGCUGCAAAUUAUUUGGACAUCAAGGGUUUAUUAGAUGUCACAUGUAAAACUGUAGCAAACAUGAUCAAAGGAAAGACUCCUGAAGAAAUCCGUAAAACGUUCAACAUUAAGAAUGAUUUCACUGCUGCAGAAGAAGAUCAGGUUCGUAAAGAGAAUGAAUGGUGUGAAGAAAAGUAAACCAUAAUAAAUGCUAUUUGCAAGCAUCUUUUUGUAGUAUUAUCACUAUGUAUGCAACAUUAAACUAUUUUUCCCAUGGCAAUAAAGAAUAAUUAAUUUAAACCAA
Messenger RNA from Bombyx mandarina (wild silkworm), 763 nucleotides. RefSeq names its product S-phase kinase associated protein 1 SKP1-related A (gene SkpA). Lineage: Eukaryota; Metazoa; Arthropoda; Insecta; Lepidoptera; Bombycidae. The record is from RefSeq and is a predicted model, not a curated record. Gene Ontology annotation, biological process: ubiquitin-dependent protein catabolic process.